This is a messenger RNA of Pleuronectes platessa (European plaice), 5819 nucleotides long. RefSeq lists its product as uncharacterized. Bases 621 to 5819 code for a protein of 1732 amino acids. Lineage: Eukaryota; Metazoa; Chordata; Actinopteri; Pleuronectiformes; Pleuronectidae. The record is from RefSeq and is a predicted model, not a curated record. The transcript is spliced from 34 exons.
AUAAUUAUAUAUAAAUGCAUACAAAUGCAUUUUAUGGGUCCGAGCAGCUCGCAGUUGUGGGCCCCUUAAUCCUCGGCCAUAGUUUAUUUUGCUUUCUAAAGGAUUGCAAGCUGGAAUGAGCAAGUAACCACAAAUGCACAACAGUUAUAGUAUUCAGUGUGACUUCAUCAAAUUGGUUAAUUCACAAGUGAACUGGAAAGUUGCAGGUCUGCCUCACAUAAACACAGGGACUGUAUCAGAGCAGCUAUCUGAGCUGUGAACUCAGCAGUCUCUGUGUGUGUGACGCACACAGUCCAGAUAGCCUCCUCUCAAGCAAAGCUGUGUUGAUAUACACUGGAAGAGAAAUCAUUAAUCAGUUUCAUGGUAGGAUUGAGAAGAACAAACGCUGUAAUGUGACCCGGCAGCACCAGGUGACCAUACUCUCUGCUUUCACUGCUGCUCUUCACCAGUGGCCAGUCCCGCUCCCCAUCACUGUCACCUUACCUCACAGGCCUCAUAAAUCAUUCAGCGCGCCAUUGAAGGUUGUGCAGACUAACAGGCCUGGAUGUUAGAGGCACAACAGGUUAUGUGUGCACAACUACAGCGGGACAGGAGAAGGUUUAUCAAGCAGGUGGACAAUCAUGAUAAUGCAAAGGACUUGCAGAUGCAGCAGUUUCAGGUGCUGGUGGUGGAUGUUUGCUUCUGCCCUGCAAACUCUGACUCAUGGAAACAACUUCAGUCAACAUAACCAGGAGAGGCCCUGCAAGCCAGGUUUCUACUGCCCAAUGGAGAGCUCCACAGCACUCCCCUGUCCUAAGGGAACCUACGGGCCGACUGCUGAUGCUGUGUCAGUAGACAGCUGUCUGCAGUGUCCCCCUCACCACUACUGUCCUAGACCGGGCUUGUCCACCUCCCUGCUGUGUGGUCCUGUGGCUCAGCAGCCUCUCUCUGGACAGGACACCUGCAUCUGCCCGGGGGAGGGACAGAGUUUUCAGACCAGUGAUGGACGAUGUCAAUGCACCAUUGGCUACCAGCCCACUAACAAUAGAGGAGCGUGUGUACACAAACUGUACGAUGUCUGCAGGGACGGUAAAACACGCACGCAGUAUGGAGACUGCAUGAACAGACACCAGUGGUCACUUCAUUGCAGACAGCAGGUGUGUACGUCUGCAGAGGACUACCAGGGCUACGAUGGAGAGCUGGGUCUGUGUGUUUGCAGAGAGCCCCCUGGACGAGCUGCGUGCGGUGGCCUGUGCAGGAGCAGGCCGGCCACUGAGCUGCAGCUCCGGUGCCAGUCCAGCAGAGAUAUGGAGCUGGUGUGGAGCUAUGACAGCAAGGUGCAGGUGUCGGCCGUCUCAGGCAGCGUUCUGCAGACGGCUUUCAAACAGUGGGACUCCCAGGGGACUCUGCAGUGCAACAGCCGUCUCGACUCCCUGCGUCCUGUCUACAUUGUUCUGACAACAGACGCAGGAUUCCUCGGCCUCCUGAGUGGCCUCCCAGAGGAAGUUCAGCGCCUGUUUCCUGUCAGCACGCAGCGGGACCCCGGCAGCUCGGCCGAGGAGGACUUUCUGCAGGAGGACACCACAGGAGGAGAAAUUAAUUCCAGCAGGACAAGGGUAAACAAGAGAGACAUGAAGGAAGAAGUGAGAGGAGUUACUGGAGUUCUGAACCCAACAACAUGCCUCCAGUUGGGCGACAUUAUCCUGUUUACUGUGGACACGGGCCACUAUCCUCUGUACGAUCUGGACAGCCUGUACAACACCAACAGUGGCUUUGACUGGGGUGCGUUCAGGCAGCUGAAAGAGGAGCUGACUCUGUCCUGGACUCCUCCCAGCUUCUUCUCAGUGGUCUUUAACCAGCCUGGUGUUUACGUUUUCACACUGAGCAGCCAUCAGCACAAACACAUGUAUGUACGAGUGAUGCCUGCAGGGGCCCAGUGUUACGAGCCUGGGCCCUUCUUCCCCACCAUCCCCCGUCAUGUGACCAGGGUGGGAAUCAGUCGCAGGCGCAACCUCUUACUUCGACCAGAUUGGUUGGCGACUGGAGGUUUGCUGUUUGGAGCUGUGGUCAUCCUCUGUUUGUGUGUUACAGUCCUGAUCCUGUUUCGAGAGUACGGAUGGCCCGAGAAGAAACCAAUCAGAGCGCGGUAUCGCUUGCUGCAGUUGGCCUACCACAUGGACGAUUACUCAUCGAAGGGUUCAAGGGUGAUCUCACUCAGGAAGAUUCACCGCAACCAACAAGCCAGAGUGACACAAGACUCCAUUCAAGCAGUCUGUGGGGACACGCUGGGGGAGUUCUGGGAUUAUGAGCACCAGGUGGAUCUGGAGGCUUUCAGCAGCAGCACCUUCUACAGCCUUCUGCUCACACAGAGCCUGUCUGUCACAACACGGCUGGGGCAGCUCACCACUGAGGUAAAGGAGCUCUACCAGGGAGUGCUCGGGAAACUGCAGCUGCUUCACCCACGCCUGAUCUUAGAGGAGAGGCCGGGUGGGGGUUAUGAGAGGAUGAGGAGGGAGGUGGAGAGGGAGGCCGUGCGACGGAAGACUCUGGCCUCACAGCUGAGGACGCUGCUCGACAGUCAGCUACAGGUUCUGAGACAAGAGCACCAGGCCCAGCAGAGAGUCCACAGUGUGUUUACAGCUCACGUCAGACAGUGCACCCGAUUACUGUCAAAGGUUUACAACAGCAACCCGCCGGCCAGUGAACAACACCAGCAGAAUUGGAUGCAGAGACUCACAGCCCUGGUGGAGGAGAUGGGAGAGCUGGUGUCUGCAGAGUGUCAGCGUCAGGGGGCCUGGGAGUUACUGGGUGACGGUCCAGGGGCCAAGCUGCUUUGUCCUGACUCUGGAACCGUGCUGAACAAGGACCAGAUCUUUGGGCCUGAUGGGUCCUUGCGUGUCUGCCGGGCUCUUCACUGUGAUCCAGUCACAGGCCUCAUCAGACCAGACGCUCACACACAUAUGAUGCUGAGCAGCUGCCAUGCCUCAGCAGUGCCACCUGACUACUUCCUCCACCCGCACACCGGCCGAGUGAUGCCCAUCGCCGGCAAUGUGGCCUUCGAUCCUGCGAGCUCCACGCUGGUGUUCACGACCGGCUUGUGUGCAGGUGACAACAGGAAGUGGGACAGUCCUCUCCUUCCUUUCAUCCCUUACCCGACCUCCUUUCACUCAGAGCAGCCUCUGAUCAGCACCCACCUCAGGGGCCUCAGACCGGGCCAGAGAUUGCAGCUCGGAGCUCCCAUGGCCGACCCAGACACUGGGGUCCCAGUGCCCAUACUGGCUGUGACAAUCCACCCUGAGACUGGACUGGUCUACCCAAUGGGAGGGGUGCAGGUCUGCCCCAUCACCCGCCUGCCUCAGCCCAUACAGAUCGGUUAUCCCAUGCUGGAACCCAGGACGGGUAACGUUGUGCUCACAGUCGGGGUCAGUCUGGAUCCAGUGACAGGAGCUGUGCUGCCAGUAGGGGGAGUCCUUCUGGCUGAAUCCUUCAUAGAACCUCUGAGUGGGCGGAUGGUGAGAGUGAGAGGGGCCAACAUGAGGGCUGGGCAACUGGUCCCUAAUGCAGGAGGACACCAAGGUUUACUAGACUGCAAGGUUCUCACAGCAAUGUUCAGAGUUCUGGAUCUCCUGAAGCCACUGUCUGAGGAGUGGGGUUCAGAGGGCAACUUGCAGGAUCUGCAGCCUCAUCCAGGCAGCGAGAGAGGGAGCGGUCGACAAGAUCAUCUCCUCACCGCGGCCAAGGAGCUCCAGCAGGCCCGGGGGCGGAGCCUGCACGGCCAUCUCCAGUUACAGACCCGGCUGGAGAUGCUGCUGGACUGGGCCGAGGGUCUCCAGAGGGAUGGAGGGAGUCUGGGGGAGAUGCUUCUGUCAGGCUCUGAUGUGGGUGUGACAGCCCUGCUGGGGAUGGAGUAUCCUGACCCCAUGGGAUCUGGUCUCAGUGUGCCCGUGCUGGGAUGUCACACCGACUUGGUCGCUGGGGUUACUGUACCCUUGGCAGGGACCAUGGAGGACCCGGAUGGAAAAGGCCUGGUGGCGAUCCGUUAUGGAUCUCAGACUGUGGACCCAGUGACAGGGACGUUGGCACCAGUGGUUGGAGCCAGACUGGAUGUGUCCAGGAAGCACAUCCUGCCUGUUACAGCUUCCUACUGGUUAACAAUGGCAGAUCAAACUGAUGGUGUGCAGGUGGAGGCUCUGCAGAGGGAGGUGUGUGUGCGAAACACCUACUGGCAGCAUCAGAGGCAGCGUGAGGAAGACAUCCUGUCUGAUCUGGACUCAGCUCUUCUCCAGUAUCUCGUCAGAGUCACAGAAGUUAAGUCGUCUCAGCAGCUCCAGUGGUCAGGGAGGCAACUGAGGGAAGCAGCUGCGGAGCUGCAGGAGUCAUCGCAGGCCGAGGCCCAGAGGAGAGCCGCUCAGCACUCCCACCUGGCUCUCAUGCUGCCUCCACAUGUACUACACAUCCUCACGCAGGGUGAUGAGGAGGAGUGGGAUCAGCAGAGCAUCUGGCAGUCGGAGCUGGUGUCGGGGCUCGAUAAGGUGGAUGUGUGUGUGGAGCAGCUGCAGCAAGAGCAGGAGAAGUGGACAGAGGGAGGAGACUGGGCCACAACUCUGCAUGCUGUGGACAGAGAGCUGAGUCAGAGAGAGCUGUGGGAGCAGUGCUGCUCCAGACAGACGGAGUUGGAGGCCGCUCUCGUCGCUCUGCACUUCGUCAGACACAUCUGUCAGCUGCGUGCCGACACCGCUCAGGCAGUGCUGUGUGGUAACUUCUGGUACAAGGACUAUGGUCUGGUCCAGUGCACCAGGAAGAGGCCAACUAAGGUCAUGGGUUUGCUUCAGCAGAAAGCUCUGCCUCUGCUGGAGAGACUGAACCAGCUGCUGGAAGAAAAACAGUCGGCCAGCUUUUCCCCCAACACCUGCAAUCAUCACGUCUCAGGUUUAUCAAUUAAACCGCCAUACGGGCUGGAGAUAGCCUCCAGGGUCUGGACUGCCUCUGUGCCUGUGGUGAAAGGAAUCUCCACCCAGUCUCUGAGGGAGCCUGUUAAUGUAGCUCAGACCCAGGACAAUGGUAUGCAGGCUGGCUCGGCACCAACACACAACUCACAGACACACACCGCCUGUUCGGGCGUCCAGUCCCAGGAGAGCCGUCCUGUGAAAGAGUCUGCUCAGCCCACACACAUCUCUGUCCCCACAGUCCCAGAGGAGGAGUGGACCAGGCUGCUGGAGCUUUCUCCUCUGUUCCAGCUGCUGAAAGUCGUAGAGCUGCAGCUGAGGGGCUGGGCCGGCGGGGCGGGGCUUCUGAGAGGAGAGCUCAGCGAAGGAGGCAACAGCUUCGUCGAUAUCCUUGAUGCUCAGUGGGAAUGUGAGGGAGAGCUGAUCCCUGUAGACCCGUCAGUCCUCAACCCUCGAGAGUUCCUGGUCUACCAACAUGGACUCUUCCUGAUGCAAACAUUACACAGUCUACAACUGACUCCAGCUAUUUCCCUUCAGAUAACUGCCAGUCUGCCGAACAACAACUACUUGAACAAUGCCUUCAGAAAUUCUUUCUUUUAUCAGGAAGCAGAGGAGAUGCUCUUUGUCCGUCGCCAGAGGCUCCAGUCAGUUGGAGGCUUCUCUCUGCUGCUGCUCCACUGUCUGGCCCAUGUCAAAGUUAAAGACAUGAGCUCCGACUCCAGUCCCGCCUUCCAGAGGCUUUUCUUCAAGGAAAGGAAGCCAAUUUGGGUGCGGGGUAUCAACACCAGCAGGCCCCUUCAGGAGACUCCCAUGGGACUCUGUCCAACUUUCACGCUGCCUCCCUCCUUCACAGGCUUCACAAACCAAACCCAGGACUGCUCUCUGAAGAUGUAA